This is a messenger RNA of Chrysochloris asiatica (Cape golden mole), 2136 nucleotides long. RefSeq names its product potassium channel, subfamily K, member 2 (gene KCNK2). Gene Ontology annotation, biological process: potassium ion transmembrane transport; stabilization of membrane potential. Lineage: Eukaryota; Metazoa; Chordata; Mammalia; Afrosoricida; Chrysochloridae. The record is from RefSeq and is a predicted model, not a curated record. The transcript has 7 exons. Gene Ontology annotation, cellular component: membrane. Bases 168 to 1448 code for a protein of 426 amino acids. Gene Ontology annotation, molecular function: outward rectifier potassium channel activity; potassium ion leak channel activity.
CCUUGUAAAACAAAGCCAGGGAAAAUGCCUGCCCGUGCAGUUCGGAGCGUGCAGCCCGUCUCUGAAUAAGAAGUGAGUACAAUGGCGUGUUUGUAAAAAAAAAAAAAAAAAAAAAAAAGCUUCAAGUCCGUCUUUUUCAAAAAAACAUUUUGAAUGCUGCAUGCCUCAUGCUUUCCAGCGCCUCGCGGGAGGGACUCGGCUAUAGAGCAGGAGUGGCGGCACCUGACUUGCUGGAUCCUAAAUCUGCCACUCAAAACUCCAAACCAAGGCUCUCGUUUUCCACAAAACCUACAGUACUUGCUUCCCGGGUGGAGAGUGACACGACCAUUAAUGUUAUGAAAUGGAAGACAGUCUCCACGAUUUUCCUGGUGGUUGUCCUCUAUCUAAUCAUUGGAGCCACUGUGUUCAAAGCAUUGGAACAGCCUCAUGAAAUUUCACAGAGGACCACCAUUGUGAUCCAGAAGCAAACAUUCAUAUCCGAACACUCGUGUGUCAACUCAACAGAACUGGACGAACUCAUCCAGCAAAUAGUGGCAGCAAUAAAUGCAGGGAUUAUACCUUUAGGAAACACCUCCAAUCAAAUCAGUCACUGGGAUUUGGGAAGUUCCUUCUUCUUUGCUGGCACAGUUAUUACAACCAUAGGCUUUGGAAAUAUCUCACCACGCACAGAAGGGGGAAAAAUAUUCUGCAUCAUCUAUGCCUUACUGGGAAUUCCCCUCUUUGGUUUUUUGUUGGCUGGAGUCGGCGAUCAACUGGGGACCAUAUUUGGAAAAGGAAUUGCAAAAGUAGAAGACACAUUUAUUAAGUGGAAUGUUAGUCAGACCAAGAUUCGCAUCAUCUCAACAAUUAUAUUUAUACUGUUUGGCUGCGUACUCUUUGUUGCUCUGCCCGCGAUCAUAUUCAAGCACAUAGAAGGCUGGAGUGCCCUGGAUGCCAUUUAUUUUGUGGUCAUUACUUUAACAACCAUUGGAUUUGGUGACUACGUUGCAGGUGGAUCAGAUAUUGAAUAUAUAGACCUAUAUAAGCCCGUGGUGUGGUUUUGGAUCCUUGUGGGGCUUGCCUACUUUGCUGCUGUUUUGAGCAUGAUUGGAGACUGGCUCCGAGUGAUAUCAAAAAAGACAAAGGAAGAGGUGGGAGAGUUCAGAGCGCAUGCUGCUGAGUGGACAGCGAACGUCACAGCUGAAUUCAAAGAAACCCGGAGGCGGUUGAGUGUGGAGAUUUAUGACAAAUUCCAGCGUGCCACCUCCAUUAAACGGAAACUGUCAGCAGAACUAGCCGGAAACCACAAUCAGGAGCUGACUCCUUGUAGGAGGACCUUGUCAGUGAACCACCUGACGAGCGAGAGGGAUGUCUUGCCUCCCUUGCUGAAGACUGAAAGUAUUUAUCUGAAUGGUUUGACACCACACUGUGCUGGCGAAGAGAUUGCUGUUAUUGAGAACAUUAAAUAGCUCUGUGUUUGCAGGACUGUAGGCCUAUAGCCAUAGGUGAGGACAUCUGUAUACAUCUGUAUGCUCUUAAUGACUGUUGCUGGUAGCAUUUUUUAAAUUGUGCAUGAGCUCAAAGGGGGGAACACAAAUAGAUAAACACAUCAUGGUCAUCUACCAUCAACAGAAUUUGGAAUUCUGAGCCAGCACUGUCUUUUCAAUGAUGCUUGUUGAAUGGCCCACUGUCUAGGACAAGUGGAAAACAAGCAAUGUCUGAUGCCUUUUCGUGCCCAGACUGUUUUCCUCCCUCUUUUCUUAAUGUGCCAUAAGGCCUCAGAAUGAAUUAUAGUCGUUUUUUUUUUUGUUAAUAAUGUAGCUUUGAGGGAUAAGUCCUUAAUUUUUCAGGGUCUACCUAACUGAGCCUAGAUAUGGACCAUUUAUGGAUGACAACAUUUCUUUUUGUAAAUGGCAAGAAAUUCUUAUGCAGCCUUUUACCUAAGAAAUUUCUGUCAGUGCCUUAUCUUCUGAAGAAACAGAACUUCUCUAGCUAAUGUGUGGUUUCUCCUUCCCCACCCCCACCCUUAGGCUCACCUCUCUAGUCCUAUACCCAGUGCUCCUGUUUCACCACCAUACUUGGUUGGAAACAGUGUGCAAAGUAACUGAAGUAAAGACACCCAACGAAUGAAUAGAUGCCUAGUUAGAUGGACAUUGA